This is a messenger RNA of Danaus chrysippus (African queen), 1065 nucleotides long. Lineage: Eukaryota; Metazoa; Arthropoda; Insecta; Lepidoptera; Nymphalidae. The record is from the annotation of a GenBank genome assembly.
AUGGCUAAACCGAAAGAGGCAGUACCAUUCGGUAGCAAAGUGCAACGUUUUGGAAAAAUAACUGCUCACCCCAAUUUGGAUCCCAGUGGCCUAUACACAAUAAGGCCAGACGGUUGUGACCCUUGUCUUUACCACCCGCAAGACAUUAAUGAAAUUUUUAAGAUAAAUAGAAAAAGGAAGACUGAAAAAGAUCCAUGGCGUUACAAAAAAGAAUUAGAAGAAUGGGCUAAAAAUUUAGGAUACAGAAAUCAAAAAGUGCUCGAACGUAGAAGAUGGUUCAAUUCUAUUUUGGGUCCAGCGUGGCAUGAUGUCCCAGAACGAAUUAAAUACGAGCCUGCAUGUAAAAACUUGGGCUUUGGAAGAAAAGCUAGAUUUGGUUAUUCGAAAAAUUACCUCCCAGGUCCUGGAACUUAUUACAAAAGUGUUCCAUUUAAAGCACCCUAUGGUCCACACUCAUCUAGACCUACAUUUGAAAGGGAGGAAGCUUGUCGAUUCAAAGAUACUGGUUUAAAAUGGUCAUUGGCACCCGAUCGUUAUAAAAUUGUAGAUAAACAAUCCAUCGAAAAUAAACCAAAGAAAAUAGUAUCCAUACGCGGUCCUUACGACCUCUUUACGGGGAAACGUGAUGGAAGCACAAUAAAAAAUCAUUUUAGCACUUCACAGAAAUGUUCUGCUGCCACUUGGCCCAUUGCUUUGAAAGGUACAUUAGAUAAAUAUGAAAAAUCUCAUUUUGGUGUGAUGAAUAAAACAAAUCGCAGUCUUCCUUAUAGAGGUCGUAACGCCUUAGUUGAUAUUUCCAUGUGCCUAAAAAAACCAACAGAUCCUGGUCCAGCUCAUUACAAUACGGAUAAACCAAAAACGUUUAAGCAAAACAAAUGUGGCUUUAACAGUAGUUACGAUAAACCACCUGGAUACAAGCGUGUUAUAGUGUGGCCCGCGGUCGGCAGAUACAGAGCUCAGAGUAUUAGUUGCGGCAUUUUGGGCCAAGGCCAUCGACAUGUGUUUCUUAGUAAACAAGAACGGACAAUAGGAGCUAUCAUACCGGAGCCUAUGAACUCUUUCUGA